This is a messenger RNA of Artibeus jamaicensis (Jamaican fruit-eating bat), 4223 nucleotides long. RefSeq names its product CASP8 and FADD like apoptosis regulator (gene CFLAR). The record is from RefSeq and is a predicted model, not a curated record. Gene Ontology annotation, biological process: negative regulation of extrinsic apoptotic signaling pathway via death domain receptors; proteolysis. Bases 2193 to 3737 code for a protein of 514 amino acids. Gene Ontology annotation, molecular function: protein binding; cysteine-type endopeptidase activity. Lineage: Eukaryota; Metazoa; Chordata; Mammalia; Chiroptera; Phyllostomidae. The transcript has 10 exons.
UGUUGGGGAGUGGACUGAAGUAAUUGAUCGAAGCAUGGAGGGCAGACUCUUCCUUUAUAAAGGCCCAGCCUCACUUGAAAGGAAAAAAUGGAAAGGAUGGUCUGCGUAGGGGAUCUCAGGCUUAAGGAUUUUUUUUAAAGAUGGAAGAGACUUGGCACCUGCUUACUAGAUGAGGGGAGGAGUCCCCUCAGGUAGGGAAAGAUUGAUGAAAGAGUAGAGCUCAUGGAGAGAGGGGAGGGCGCAGGGACAGUGGGUGGUUCUGGGCAAGCCCAGGGGCAACAGGGGCCAGCCCCACAGUGGGAAUGUGGAAAGUUGUGGGCGCUCGCUCCUCACAAGUGGCAAAGUCACUUGACAAGAAAUCAUCUGACGUGAAAGGGCACCAGUGGGUGGUGUUAGGAUGGAAGAAAGCAGUAAAGGUGGAGCCCUUGUGAGGAGCUGACCAAGGUCUUGUAAAAACAGUUGUGGAGCAGCCAUAAGGGGCCUGCUGAGGUUGAAGACCUCAGAGUGUGGUGGGAUCUUUUCCCAUCCCUUCAGCAAGAUUUGCUACUCUAGACAUGAAUGCAGGAGGCUCCUCAGUGAGGAUGGGGUGCUGGGGUGAUGAGCCAUCCUGCUUUCCCGGGACUGAGGAAUUUUCUGGGACACAGAACUUUUAGUCCUAAAACUGGACAAUCCUGGCAAAUCAGGACCAGUUAGUCACUCAAGGUAUUGCACAGUUGGUGGUCAGGAGAGAAAAUGGCGAGAGAAUGGAGGGUGCCAGGUGGAGAGAGUUUGUGGCAUAUACUCUAGGUCCAGUCUAGGGAGAAAUGGAAGUGAAACUAUUACUUGGUAAUAAUUUGUGAAAAUUCACUCAUUUGUUCAUUCAUCCAUUCAACAAAUAGUAAUCGAGUGCCUACUGUGAGUCAGGCACUGGGGUCCAUGCAGAAGAUUUAACCAAAAUAAGAUAUCGGUGUCCUCACGGCCCAUCCUUCUGUGGUGGCUAGUGUCCACUGGUCCUCAGGGCCUGUUCUCACCUGUGUCCAGGGAGUGGAAAACAGCAGGCGGUAUCUCCCCGGCUUUUUUAUAAGUAGAAUAUGAAUUUAGUUCUGCCAAUUAGGUGCAUUCAGGCAAAGUUUAUAAACAGAAGUGAGGUAGAGACCAAUAGCUGGUUGCUUUUCUUAGUUUCUCUGCUGGCAAGCAGGCAGUGGUGACUUGGGGAUCUGGGCAGCAGCACUUUGGUGUCCAGUCGCCAGGCUUGGAGUGUGUGGAGGCAGGAAUGGUGGUGGUGGGUUGCCUUCUGGUCUCUGGAUCACUGCACGUGUUCUUUUUUAUUUUAAAUUCUCAUCAGAGAAUAUAUUGAUUGGUUUUAGAGAGAGAAGGAGGAGAGAGAGAGAAGACAUCGAUGUGAGAGAAACAUCAAUUGGCUGCCCUGACUGGGGAUCAAACCCCAAACCUGCUGGUACAGGGGAUGGUACUCUAGCCAACCAAGUAACAAGGCCAGGGCUCACUGCAGGCGUUCUCGAGCUCAGUCCUGUCUGUGGCAGCCUCCUGAUUCUCCACUGUCUUGGCUGAGUGAGACUCGGCCUUUCUGAGAGUCCCAGGAAUCUUUCUCAGAAGCCCAGCCGAGAGCCCCUUCCUCCAGCCCUUGCAGCAAUGUUGUAAGCACCUGUAUUAAAAGCAUUUCUAACGAAAAUACCUGGUUUCUGUUUUUAAUACCUGGCACCCUUUUCUGUUAGUCAGUUUGUAGAAAUUAACUCUGGUAAUUUAGAGCAGCUUUGUUUAAAUGAUAAUUAGGACCUCCCCAUGACUUCCAGAAAUGAAACUGGAACUGGUGUUAGAUUUUAAGUCAUUCAAUGGUGAAGAUCAGAAACAGUUUGUUCUAGAGUAUGGGUGUGGAAAAAAAGGAAAAGCAUAGUCAUUCAGGUGAACUUCGACAGUCAGGAGGGCCUGGGGGGAAGACAACAGGAAUUUUUAAAGAAUUCUCAAACAGUCACCCAGAUGCCAGUUGUGUCUGGCUGGAAAAGCCUUAAAAUAGUGGUGUGAAAUGAAACCAACAUAAUGUUGAUCAGGAGGACUGGGCAUUUGAAAGAAGGAAAGAAAACGACGGGCUCACAUAGCUCCUCCAUCCUUCCCCUGCGUGAGGCGAAGCAGGUGACUGCAGAGGAGAACGACUUCAUUGGAGAGGAUUCUGAGAGAGAUGAAGAAAGCCAUCAGAAAUGAAGUCAGUAGCCUCACGGCCUUCUGUUAACUGGACUGGAGUCUUAUUACUGCACUUCUUUGCGAAGACCCUCUACGUGACUUACAUGAUGUCGGCUGAGGUCAUUCAUCAGAUUGAAGAGGAACUCGAUGACGAUGAGAAGGAGAUGCUUCUUUUUCUGUGUCAGGAUGUGGCGGCAGAUGUGGCUGCACAUAAUGUCAGGGACCUUUUGGAUAGUUUAAACGAGAGAGGAAAACUGCCUACCAUGGGCCUGGCUGAGCUGCUCUACAGAGUGAGGCGGUUUGACUUGCUCAAGCGGAUCUUGAAGAUGGACAAAACGACUGUGGAGACCCACCUGCUCAGGCACCCUCAUCUUAUUUCAGACUACAGAGUACUGAUGACUGAAAUUGGUGACAAUUUGGAUAAAUCAGAUAUGUCCUCAUUAAUUUUUCUCAUGAGGGAUUAUAUGGGCCGAAGCAGGACAGCCAAGAAUAAAGAUAAGAGUUUCUUGGAUCUUGUGACGGAAUUGGAGAAACUGAAUCUGGUUGCUCCAGAUCAAUUGGAUUUAUUAGAAAGAUGCCUAAAGACCAUCCACAGAAUAGACCUGAAGACAAAGAUCCAGAAAUACAAGCAGUCUGCUCAAGAAACAGGAACAAGUUAUAUAAAUGCUCUCCAAGCCUCUCUCCCAAACCUGAGUCUUAAGGAUCCUUCUUAUAACUUAAGGCUUCAGAAUGGGAGAAGUAAAGAACAGAGACUCACGAUGAGGCAGCCUGACAUUCAAAGAGAACCAGUGAAGACAUCCAUUCAAGAAUCAGGAGCAUCUUUGCUUCAGCACAUACCAGAAGAAAGAUAUAGGAUGCAGAGCAAACCCUUAGGAAUCUGCUUGAUAAUUGAUUGCAUCGGCAAUGACACAGAGCUUCUUCGGAAUACCUUCACUUCCCUGGGCUAUGAUGUCCAGUGUUUCCUGCUUCUAACGAUGAAUGACAUAAUUCAGAUUCUCUGCAAAGUUGCCAGUAUGCCUCGUCAUCAAGACUACGACAGCUUCGUCUGUGUCCUGAUGAGCCGAGGGAGCUCCCACAGCGUGUUUGGUGUGGAUCCGUCUCCCUCAGGGUUACCCUUAGAUCACAUCAGGGAGAUGUUCAUGGGAGACGCAUGCCCUUAUCUCGUAGGAAAGCCAAAGCUCUUUUUCAUUCAGAACUACGUGAAGGCAGAGCACAGUCCGGAAGACUGCGGCAUCCUGGAGGUGGAUAGGCCAGCAGUGAACAACGUGAAUUCCAAGACAAGGCAGUCUGGGCCCAGCAUGGUUCACCGAGAAGCUGACUUCCUCUGGAGCUUGUGCAAAGCAGAUGUGUCUCUGCUGGAGCGGCCCUCCAUCUCGCCAUCCGUGUACCUGCAGUUUCUCGCCAAAAAACUGUGGCAAGAAAGAAGACGACCACUUGUGGAACUCCACAUUGAACUGCAUAACAGUGUAUAUAACUGGAACAGAGGAGUGUCCGAUAAGGAGAGGUAUUACGUCAGUCUACAGCAUACCCUGAGAAAAGAACUCAUCCUCUCCUGCAAUUGAAAAGCCAAUGACUUUUCUGGCUGCAAAAACCAGUAGAGAUUGAGUCAGGAGAAGAAACUGCUGGAGCUCCAAGCAGUUCCCCUUAAAGAACUGACAUACACACCUAUGCAGACUCGCUCACUUAAAGCUCUGGCAGUGGAGUGGCGCUGGAAAAGUACGGGCCACACACGAGGAGAAACUGAACUGUCUGACAUCAAGGUGAGCAGAAGUCAUUCUCACUUUACAUCCAGAGAUGUAAAAAACUCUGAAACUUUCAAUGUUAACUAAAAUAUCUUGAUAGUUUCAGAAGUGUGCAAUGAUGAGUCAUUGUGUUGUACAGCAGAAAUUAAUUAUUAAAUUUUUAUGUACUCUCGGGGAUGUGUACAUAUAGGGAAUUUUGAGUAAAUUUGUAUUAUUUGUAUUAAUUGUAUUAUUUGUUUUGUUUUAUACAGAGUGUAUAUUAUUGUAAUUAAAAAAUAAAAAUUAUUGUUAAGUAGCUUAGUUUCU